Molecule: messenger RNA, 2736 nt
Organism: Rhododendron vialii
Lineage: Eukaryota; Viridiplantae; Streptophyta; Magnoliopsida; Ericales; Ericaceae
Product: glycerophosphodiester phosphodiesterase GDPDL3
Exons: 9
Coding region: 257-2551 (764 amino acids)
Biological process (GO): lipid metabolic process
Molecular function (GO): glycerophosphodiester phosphodiesterase activity
Source: RefSeq, a predicted model, not a curated record
ACUGAAUGAUUUCUCCUCCAAACCCACCACAGUUAAGGCUGUCACUUUAAAAGGAAGGCCCACUCAAAUUUCACAAUUUCAUUUCCCUCUCUCCCUCUCUCUCUCUCUCUCUCUUCAGUUUGGAAGUUUCCACAGAUGGGAAAAAAUUUCCAUCUUCAACUUCUCUCUUACAUAUUUUGCCAGCUGCCAAGAGAACCUGAAAAAUUCAACGGAGACCUGCUCUAGUUUCACGGCUGGUGGCAUUUUCGGGCGAAAAAUGAGUAGGUUUGGGCUGCUUCUGUGCAUCUUACUGCUACUUCUCUGGGCGGCUUUGGCUUCUGCUAAGGGAUCAAGGAACAGAAGCAGUGUGUGGCAGACGCUAGACGGAAAUGCACCCUUAGUUGUAGCUCGUGGUGGCUUUUCAGGGGUAUUUCCUGAUUCCAGUGACUUUGCCUACAACCUUACCAGAGUGCUUGGCUUGCCCAAUGUGGUCUACUGGUGUGAUGUACAACUGACAAAAGAUGGAGCUGGCAUUUGCUUUCCAGAUCUCAGGCUUGAGAAUGGCUCUACCGUUGGUUCAUUACCCGGUCAGGAAAACAAGCACAACACCUACCUUGUUGAUGGUGCAUCUAUGCAAGGCUGGUUCAUUGUUGAUUUCACUCUCGAUGAUCUGUGGAAUAUCACUUUAAAACAGGGAGUUUAUUCCCGGUCCAAUAAAUUUGACAGAUUAUCCCUCCCAAUUCUUACUGUUCAAGAUUUGACUAGCCAGCAGUUCAGCGCACCAGGACUAUGGUUGAAUAUCCAGCAUGAUGCAUUCUUCAGGCAGCGAAACUUGAGCAUGAGAAGCUUUGUAAUUUCUGUAUUUAGAAGUGCUAUAGUUGAUUACGUAUCUUCGCCAGAGGUGAACUUCCUCAGGAGUAUAUUGGCUCGGAAACCAAGCAGAACAAAACUAGUCUUCAGGUUUCUGGGACAGGAUGAAGUCGAGCCUUCAAUCAACCAGACUUACGGUUCUCUAUCACGUAACCUUGCGACUAUCAAGGCAUUUGCCUCUGGGAUUCUAGUUCCCAAGUCUUAUAUAUGGCCUGUCGACGAAAAUCUAUAUUUACAGCCUCAUACCUCUCUUGUCCUUGAUGCUCAUGCUGAAGGUCUGGAAGUCUUUGCAUCAGAUUUUGCAAACGAUGUUCCUUUUGCCUAUAACUUCAGUUAUGAUCCUGUAGCUGAGUAUCUUUCUUUUAUUGACAACGGAGAAUUCUCUGUCGAUGGUGUGAUUUCUGAUUUCGCAAUUACUCCAACAGAGGCCAUAUCAUGUUUCUCUCACAUAGACAACAAUGUGUCACGAGACUCCGGAAAAGCAAUUCCUCUGGUCAUAUCAACCAACGGAUCAAGUGGGGACUACCCUGGUUGUACUGAUUUGGCUUAUGAGGGAGCUAUGUCAGACGGUGCAGACAUUCUUGGCUGUCCUGUUCAAAUGUCAAAGGAUGGCAUACCUUUUUGCUUAGGAUCCGUUAAUCUUAUCGAUAGCACAACAGUUGCUCAAUCAGAAUUUAGCAACGUUACAACAGCCAUUCCUGAACUUGGUGUAGUCAAUGGAAUAUUUACCUUCAGCCUAACAUGGAGCCAGAUUCUGAGUUUGACCCCGGCAAUAUCAAAUCCGUAUGCAGACUAUAGAUUGUACCGUAAUCCUAAGUUCAAGAAUGCUGGAAAAUAUAUGGCAUUGCCUGAUUUUCUGCUCCUUGCUAGCAACGCCAGUUCAGUUUCUGGUGUAUUGAUCAUUGUAGAGAAUGCAGCUUAUUUAGCCAAAAACCAGGGUUUAAGUGUAACCGAUGCUGUUCGUGAUGUCUUACAAGAUGCUAUCCUCAAUAAUGUAAAAGUAAUGAUUCAGUCCACAAACAGCUCGGUUCUGAUCAAACUCAAGGAGGAAAGCAAUUAUGAGCUUGUUUACAAGGUGGACGAGGACAUCCGCGAUGCAGAUAACUCUACCAUUAGAGAGAUCAAGAAGUUCGCUGAUUCUGUAGUCAUAAGCAAGGCCUCCGUAUUUCCUAAUGUCGAGAAGUAUCUCACUGGCAGGACAGAUGUUGUGCAAAAGCUACAGGCAUUCGAACUCAAGGUGUACGCAGAAGUUUUUCAAAAUGAGUUUGUGUCUCAGGCCUGGGAUUUCUUCUCGGAUGUGAAUGUGGAAAUCAACAACUUCGUAAUGGGUGGGGGAGUCGAUGGCAUCAUCACAGAAUUUCCUAGAACGGCCGUUCAAUACAGGAGGAACAAAUGUUACUUAGGACUGAGCGAAGAAGAGAUCCCACAAUUCAUGCUACCUGUAUACAGCAAGGGUCUAUGGUCAACCAUGGAUCCUCAGGACCGGCCACCAGCUGAAGCUCCUAAACCGGUCCUGACCAAUGCAGACGUGGUUGACCCACCUCUACCCCCGGUGGUGUCAAAAGCAGCCCCGCCUUCUGAUACAGGGAGUGGGUUUAUACCAUCAGCUCCAACACCAAAACAAAAUGGGCAGCCUAAAGUUGUGGCAUUCAACUUCCCGUCUUAUCUAGCCGCUCUCAUCGCUACUCUUGCCCCAUUCUGACAAAAAAACUUGAGAUCGUUUCGCUUGCCUUUCCCUUUGCCACGCGAGUAGUUGAAAUUUUCUGAUAAUUGGUUGCGCCUAAAGAUGUCUUUAUUUCGAUAUAGACUACUUACGUUCGAUUAUUGUUGCAAUCCUUCUUCGUUCCAGUGUAAUUUCCAAUCGGGGUCAUGUUGAUUUCUCCUUUA